Molecule: messenger RNA, 408 nt
Organism: Aphanomyces invadans
Lineage: Eukaryota; Oomycota; Saprolegniomycetes; Saprolegniales; Verrucalvaceae
Exons: 1
Molecular function (GO): nucleic acid binding
Source: RefSeq, a predicted model, not a curated record
AUGACCGAGCUCAUGUUACGCCAUCGGACCCCGAGCUCCAAGCCGCCUUCAAAGUACCAGUCGUUGGGCUGGAUGAUGUCCCUCGCCCCGCAGCCGCCAAACUCUCAGGACACAAACGUCUUGGAUCUCGGUUUCUUUGCGGCCAUCCAACCCCUACAACACCGCAAGUCAGCGCGCACAAUUGACCAGCUCGUUGGCCACGUGGAGUGCGCGUUCGAGGAGUACCCCUUGGUGCGUUUGAAUCAAACGUUCUUGACGCUUCAGUCGUGCUUGGUGGAGAUCUUGAAGCUGUUCGGCGGCAAUGGCUACAAGGUGCCACACAUGUCUAAGCACAAGGAAGAGCGCAAUGGGAUGUUACCGGAGAACGCGUUGUGCCCGAGCGUAGUCUUCGAUGCAGCCAUGGUCAAG